AUGGUUACCAACGAAUCCCUCUUGCGGGCAUCUCGUCUCUCGAACCCGGCGACGUCCUGGGUGGGUUUGAUCCAACAUUCGACCUCGCCUUACUCGAGCCCUUUGGUAGUCAUACCGAAGAAAUCUGGUGGUGUUCGCAUCACCGUCAAUUAUCGUAAGCUCAACAAGCUUUGUGCUUUGAGUCAGCUUCCGAUUCCUCGAGUCGAUGAUACUUUGGACAAGUUGUCGAAAGGGCGAAUUUAUUCCCUUUUCGACUUGAAAUCUUCGUUCCACCAAAUCACGGGGCACCGCGAUACAAUCCCUUUAACGGCAUUCGUGACGUCUUCCCGGCUUUUCGAGUGGUUGAAGAUGCCUCAAGGCAGUUCGGCUGCCCUGGGUGGUUUUGCAAAUACCAUGCGCGCACUCUUUGAACGCUUGCGUACGCACAACUUGAAACCCACGCCUCCGAAAGCUACUAUUGGCGCUAUUGAAGCGGACUCCCUCGGACACACCAUCUCCCCUGACGGCGUUAGGCCUAACGGUGCCAAGGUUUCGGCCCUGACCAAAAUGCCUAUGCCCAGGAAUGUCAAGCAACUGCGUUCCCUUCUCGGUGGUCUCAGCUACUACUGUAAGUUCCUCCCCAACAUGGCUAAACGCGUUCGACCUCUGACUACUCUACUCAAGAAGAAGGAGAAGUUUAUCUUCACCCCUUCAAUGGAGCAAGCCGUUCGCGUUUUGUUAGCUGAGUCCGCCAAUUCAGACGGCUCGCGACCUUUUCAUCUUCACAUUGAUGCUAGUCACGAUGGGUUUGGUGGGACUCUCGAACAAGAACAGCCAGAUGGUUCCAUUCGCCCAAUUGUCUUCAUCAGUCGUGCUACUUUGGACUAA
Messenger RNA from Ectocarpus sp. CCAP 1310/34, 867 nucleotides. The record is from the annotation of a GenBank genome assembly. NCBI's taxonomy places the organism in Eukaryota, Phaeophyceae, Ectocarpales, Ectocarpaceae.